This is a messenger RNA of Ilyonectria robusta, 1551 nucleotides long. RefSeq names its product pyridoxal phosphate-dependent transferase. Gene Ontology annotation, molecular function: serine C-palmitoyltransferase activity; pyridoxal phosphate binding. The transcript is spliced from 3 exons. Lineage: Eukaryota; Fungi; Ascomycota; Sordariomycetes; Hypocreales; Nectriaceae. Gene Ontology annotation, biological process: sphingosine biosynthetic process; ceramide biosynthetic process. Gene Ontology annotation, cellular component: endoplasmic reticulum. The record is from RefSeq and is a predicted model, not a curated record. The coding region runs from base 1 to 1551 and encodes 516 amino acids.
AUGGAACUCGACGCCCUCCAAGCCCGCCUGAGCGAGGUCCUUGACCAGGCGCAUGUAGCGUUCCAGAAGAUGCCCGGCUCGGCCGUGCUGGGCCGCUACAUCCAGUCCAGCUACCAGAACGACCCCGUGCGAUCCGCCAUCGAGCUGGUUCUGGUGCUCUUCUUCAUCCGCUACCUGAUGUCGCCCUCGUACUCGACCCACAAGCGUAACUACGUCAAGUUGCGCGAGGAUGAGAUUGAUGAAUUGAUUGACGAGUGGACGCCCGAGUCUCUGGUCGCCGAACAGACACCGUUCGAGGUUGCCGAGAGCGAGCGUCUCCCUGUCGUGGUUGGACCGACUGGACCCAAGUCGAAACUCUCCAACGGCCGGACCGUCACCAACCUCGCCUCGUACAACUUCUACAACUUCAACGGCAACGAGCAGAUCAAGGAAAAGGCUAUUCAGGUCCUGCGCACCUAUGGCGUCGGCCCCUGCGGCCCACCCCAGUUCUACGGCACCCAGGACGUCCACAUGAAGACUGAGGCCGACAUCGCCGCCUACCUGGGCACCGAGGGCUGCAUCGUCUACGCCCAGUCCUUCUCCACCAUCUCCAGUGUCAUUCCCUCCUUCUGCAAGCGCGGAGACGUCAUCAUUGCCGAUCGCGAGGUCAACUACCCCAUCCGCAAGGGUCUCGAGGUCUCCCGUAGCAACAUCCGCUGGUACAACCACAACGACAUGGACGACCUCGAGCGUGUCAUGCAGGCUGUUGUCAAGGAGCAGGCCAAGGCCAAGAAGCUGACCCGCCGUUUCGUCGUCACUGAGGGCCUGUUUGAGCUCACGGGUGAUGAGAUUGAUUUGCCCCGUCUGGUUGAGCUUAAGGAGAAGUACAAGUUCCGAGUCAUCCUCGACGAGACGUGGUCAUUUGGCGUUCUCGGCCGCACUGGCCGUGGCAUCACCGAGGCACAGAACGUUGACCCUCAGGCUGUGGACAUGAUUGUCGGCUCACUCGCCGGUGCCCUCUGCGCCGGUGGUGGCUUCUGCGCCGGACCCAAGGACGUUGUCGAGCAUCAGCGCAUUACUUCGUCUUCAUACACCUUCUCCGCCGCCCUGCCUGCCAUGUUGGCUGUCACUGCCAGUGAGGCUCUCAACCUGCUCCAGUCCAACCCCGAUAUCCUGACCCAGUGCCGCGAGAACAUCAAGGCCAUGAGGGCUCAGCUGGAUCCCCGCAGCGACUGGGUGGUGUGCACCAGCUCGUCCGAUAACCCCAUCAUGCUGCUGGCACUUAAGCCUGACGUGGUCAAGGCGCGCAAGCUGGAACUGGAAGAUCAGGAGCGCAUCCUGCUUGAUUGUGUUGAAGAGGCCCUCACGAACGGCGUCAUGAUCACUCGCACCAAGACGCGACCCUAUGUGCAUGCUAUCAAGCCCAGGGACGGUUCGUGGUCCGCUCAACCGUCGCUCAGAAUUUGCCUCACCUCAGCCCUUUCCAAGAAGGACAUUGAGAAGGCCGGCGUGACUAUCCGCCACGCUAUCACCAAGGUCAUGACUCGCAAGACGAGCAACAAGGCGAUGUAG